AUGAAGGGCUGGCUCCAGACCUUGGGCUUGACGGCCCUAUUAGCAAGCUAUGCGCUUGCGAACGAUGCCGAACUGAAAUCUGAUGAUGCGCACCGACAACGAUGCUCAGGGAUGUACAGUCGCAAGGCUUGGGGAGGAGAUGUUGACCCCUUCAUUUUGGUGAAAUUUACGAAGUCGGAAUCCCAGGAAAGUGAUCCUUUGGCUAGUUUGGUGAUCUUUGAAUGGUCCGAUGAGGGAUUGAUUGGCCAGUACGGGGCCGAUGAUGCUGAGGUCAAGGAAACAAUCUGCGAUGCCUCCAACGUUGAGGCAAAUAUCUGUACUCAAGAACAGCUCGGCUCUUUUGUUCUCGCUAGCAAUGCCACCGACGCCUCGAAAAGCCCCAUCAUCUCGAAAGCAAUCCACCUAAACAAUCCCGACGCCGUGAAAUACCCAGUCAGAAAGACUGGAUUCUACUGCGUGAGCACGUAUGCAUACUCCGGUCAGGACUACAAAGCGGUGGUUACCUUCCGAAACUCAUACGGCGAGCUUCCCGCUGCACAAAUCGCAAAGCUUCCAUUUUAUGGGGCCUUGACGAUCGUGUACGCUGUUAUUGGAGCAUUCUGGGCCUUCCUUUACGUGCAGAACCGUUAUGACAUUUUGCCCGUCCAAAACUAUAUCACUGCAAUUUUGGUAUUCUUGAUCGUCGAGCAGCUGAUGACCUGGGGAUUCUACGAAUACCAAAACCGUCAUGGUCUAAAUGCCGGCGCAAAGGCACUCAUGGUCAUUGUGGCAGUACUCAAUGCGGGCAGAAAUGCUUUCUCUUUCUUCCUCCUCCUAAUUGUCUGCAUGGGCUACGGCGUGGUCAAGCAUUCAUUGGGCCGAACCAUGAUCUACGUUCGCAUCUUGGCCAUUGGUCACUUCGUGUUCGCGGUCGUCUACUCAGUUGCCAGUCUUUCGAUCACCCCCGAUAGCGCCGGUCCUCUGGACCUUAUCGAUAGAAAGCAAAAGACCAAGGCGAUGAUGUACAAAAAGCUGUGGUGGUGUAUUCUCGGCAGCAUCAUUGUGAUCUUCGGUUUCUUCUUCAUCAACUCGUUCGCUUUCGCUGGACGCAGUGACGCCAGCUUUGUGCCCGAGCACUGGAAGGCGAGAUGGUUCGUUCUGGAUGGUUGGCUAAAUCUAGUUUACCUGUUCGAUAUCGGAUUUGUGGCUUAUCUAUGGCGACCAACUGUCAACAACCGCCGCUUCGCCAUGAGUGAUGAGCUUGCUCAAGAUGACGAUGGAUUCGAGAUUCGAUCAUUCGGCAGUGGGUUGGAUGAAGAAGAUGCCUAUGAUGCUCCCCCGGAUUAUCCUGGCAGCUCAGCCGCCGAAGGCCGUCGGGAUCUCUCCCCUGUUCCUCCCAAGCCCUUCUCCUCCUCGGCACCCCGCCAUCGUGAGUCACUCGACGAAGAGACAAUAUUUGCAGUCGGUGAAGAGGAUGGUGAGAGAUGGUCCGAUGAUGAAGAGUCGCCUCGCAAUUCAAGCGAGAGACAGAGACUCACCAGCAAAGACAAGGAUUAG
Messenger RNA from Penicillium mononematosum, 1536 nucleotides. RefSeq lists its product as uncharacterized. The coding region runs from base 1 to 1536 and encodes 511 amino acids. Gene Ontology annotation, cellular component: Golgi apparatus; membrane. The transcript is spliced from 8 exons. Gene Ontology annotation, biological process: retrograde transport, endosome to Golgi. The record is from RefSeq and is a predicted model, not a curated record. NCBI's taxonomy places the organism in Eukaryota, Fungi, Ascomycota, Eurotiomycetes, Eurotiales, Aspergillaceae.